Molecule: messenger RNA, 4307 nt
Organism: Cuculus canorus (common cuckoo)
Lineage: Eukaryota; Metazoa; Chordata; Aves; Cuculiformes; Cuculidae
Gene: PUS7
Product: pseudouridine synthase 7
Exons: 19
Coding region: 376-2346 (656 amino acids)
Biological process (GO): pseudouridine synthesis
Cellular component (GO): nucleus
Molecular function (GO): pseudouridine synthase activity; RNA binding
Source: RefSeq, a predicted model, not a curated record
GCGCUGCCCCGACUCCCUCCUCCCUCCCGGGGCGGGCACACUCCGGGCCGCCCCCGCGCACGCGGCUCCGGGGCGGGACCCGCCGAUCGCGCCGCCGCCUCCCGCUGUCCGGCCUGUGCGGGUGUCUCAGGAUCUCACUGUGACGAGUGGUGUUCUGUUCACCAUGUGAAGACAUUCACAAGCCAUCUAGAAGACUUUUCCACAUCGGUGCUUUAUAACCCAGGUUCCGUAAGUUUGGAUACGUAGGAAAAGAAUCUGGAAAUGCUGAGCUGAAGGUACUAGUUCUGCUGACACAAAGGUGGCAGCUCAAGUUGCCAAGGAAGAGUCAGAGCUCUGCUCCACCAGUGGCCUUCUGUCCUACACUGUGCCUUAAACAUGGAAGCUGUAGAAGUGAAUAACGUAUCCUUGAAACGUCCUCGCUCUGAGGAUGAUGUGGCUAAUGCAGAUGAAAUUAAAAGACAGAAGAUCUCAGAGAAGUCAAAGACAGGGAAUGACUCUGGGCAGAGUGUUGAGACUGUACCAGAACAACCUGAUAAACCUCUGCUUGAGGAUACGAAAAAUGAAAUAAUCCCCAAUGAGGAAAGUGAGGAGCAAGAAGAUGAGGAACUGGAGGACAGUGAUGAAGAUGGAGAUCCAGAAAGCUUUGCAGACAUGAUGAAGCAUGGACUGACAGAAAGUGAUGUUGGCAUAACUAAAUUUGUUAGCUCUCAUAAAGGGUUUUCUGGAAUCUUAAAAGAGAGAUAUUCAGACUUUGUUGUCCACGAAAUAGGAAAGGAUGGACGUGUGAUCCAUUUAGAUGACUUUUCUGUUCCCGUGGAUGAUGAGGACCCAUCAGAAGAAACAUUUACAGUUUUGUCAGACGAAGACAAGCAGCGUUUAGAGGAGCUCCAGCUUCUCAAGAAUAAGGAAACCAGUGUUGCUAUAGAGGUGAUUGAAGACACCAAAGAAAAAAGAACAGUUAUCCAUCAGGCUGUGAAGUCUUUGUUUCCAGGACUGGAGACUAAAACAGAAGAUCGAGAUGGGAAAAAAUACAUUAUUGCAUAUCAUGCUGCUGGGAAAAAAGCACUGGCAAAGGUCAGAACUGCAACAGAUCCAAGAAAACACUCUUGGCCAAAAUCUAGGGGAAGCUACUGCCACUUUGUACUCUACAAGGAGAACAAGGAUACUAUGGAUGCCAUUAAUGUCCUAUCCAAAUUUUUAAGAGUGAAGCCAAACAUAUUUUCCUACAUGGGAACUAAAGAUAAAAGGGCUAUAACAGUUCAAGAGAUCGCUGUUCUUAGAAUCACUGCACAGAGACUUGCUCAUUUGAAUAAAUGUUUGAUGAACUUCAAGUUAGGAAAUUUCAGUUACAAGAACCAUCCCCUGAAACUGGGAGAAUUGCAAGGGAACCAUUUCACUGUAGUUCUCAGAAACAUAACAGGAACUGAUGACCAGAUAGAGCAAGCAAUGCACUCUCUGAGGGAAAUUGGAUUCAUUAAUUACUAUGGAAUGCAAAGAUUUGGAACCACAGCUGUUCCUACCUAUCAAAUUGGCAGAGCUAUUCUACAGAACAAUUGGAAUGAAGUAAUGGAUUUGAUAUUAAAACCACGACCAGGAGCUGAAAAGGGAUACUUAGUAAAAUGCAGAGAAGAAUGGGCAAAAACGAAAGAUCCAGCAGCAGCCCUCAAGAAACUACCUGUAAAAAGGUGCGUGGAAGGACAACUUCUACGCGGACUCUUAAAGUAUGGAAUGAAGAACAUAAUCUCUGCAUUUGGCAUAAUACCAAGAAAUAAUCGGUUAAUGUAUAUUCAUAGCUACCAGAGUUAUGUAUGGAAUAACAUGGUGAGCAAGAGAAUAGAAGAAUACGGGCUUAGAGCUGUACCAGGAGAUCUCACACUUAAAGGAGCCACAGCUGUUCAUAUCGAAGAAGGAGAUGUUGAUAACUACACUAUCCACGAUGUAGUGAUGCCAUUGCCUGGAUUUGAUGUUAUUUAUCCAAAGCAUAAAAUUGGUGAGGCCUACAAGGAAAUGCUAGUAGCUGACAAUCUUGAUAUCAACAACAUGAGGCAUAAGGUCAGAGAUUAUUCACUUUCUGGAGCAUACAGAAAGAUUAUCAUUCGACCUCAGAAUGUCACCUGGGAGGUCGUUGCAUAUGAUGAUCCCAGAAUCCCAUUAUUUACUACGGAUUUGGAUAAGCUGGAAGCAAAACCAUUACCAGUUCUUCCUACAGAUGGAAAAUUCAGGGCACUAAAGAUGGAGUUCUCCCUUCCCCCAUCCACUUACGCUACCAUGGCGAUUCGAGAAGUUUUGAAAAUGGACACAAGCAUCAAAAACCAGACACAACUGAAUACCACCUGGUUACGCUGAAUGAACUGCAAAAGUGACUUAGAUUUUAACAUGUAUACAAAGAUUUCCUAUUUACAUGUUAUGUACAAAUCUUUAAAGAUUGGUAGCAAGAGAUUUGUAUUUUUUUAAGUUUUUAUUAGUGCUAGCAUUUAACUUCAGUGGUCAUUUGCAAGAUGGUGGCUGUAAUAUAAUAUAGAUCUUACUGACUGGUGCUUUUUAAUGAAUGAGUAAGUUGCUUGGGCUGUAAGCAUGGGUGCAUCUUUAAGAAGGGAACUUGUAAUAGUUUCAGACCUGGAAGAAUGUUUAGCUUGCUGGGUACUUUUUUUGGCAAGCACUGAAAUGUUUUCAUGAGUACAGCACACAUUUGAGUUUUUUCAAAUGCAUUAAAUAACAGCUUAGGAAAAUAAAUUACAAUAAAAUGAAGAUACUGAUGAACAUUAAUAUUGCAGGAAUUUUUGCUGCUAGUAUUUGUGCUGAUGCAGUAGAGAAUUCUGUUAUUAAGACUUUUUACAUGCUGUAAAGAUGUACAGCUGUUAAUUGGUCUUUUUCAUUGAGAAAAUACUUGUGUGUCUUUUCCAGCUUUACUUAUACUUGUAACAACUAACAGGUACUGAAAAUAAAUUAACCUGAACGCCUAAGCAUGUGUCAGUAACUUCUUCCUUCUCACAUCUCUGUCUGCCCAUUGUUGGCAGGGGAUGAGCUGGGCUUCUGACAGAAAAAAAAAUGAAGGUGCUGUAGAAGACACUGCAUUUUCAGCUUCUUUCUAAACCAAAUAAAAUGUGUGGCUAAAAUUAUGUGAACGCUCUCCUAUGAGGACAGACUGUGAGAGAGUUUGAGUUAUUCAGCCUAGAAAAGAGAAGUCUCUGUGGAGUAUUUCAGUGCUUCUUAUGGCAGCCUUCUGGUACCUAGAAAGUACCAGAAAAGUUGGGGAGGGGCUCUUCAUCGGGGAGUGCAGGAACAGGAUGCAGGGUAACAGUUUUGAGCUGAAAGAGGGGAGAUUCAGAUUAGGUAGGAGGAAGAAAUUUUAUACUGUGAUGGUGGUGAGGCACUGGCACAGUUUGCCCAGGGAAGUUGUGGCUGCCCCAUCCCUGGAGGUGUUCAAGGCCAGGUUGGAUGGGGCUCUGAGCAACGUGGUGGUGUGGCAGGUGUCCCUGCCUAUGGCACAGGGGUUGGAAACUGGAUGGGCUUUAACAUCCCUUCCAACCCAAACUAUUCUAUGAUUCUUUCUAUGAUGGUGCCCACACCGUGGUGGCUGAUGGCCCUUCGCAUUGGGAAGUACGAGGUCAGACACAAAAAAUUCAAGACUGCGCCUGUAACUUUUUAAAAAAUGAAGACAAUCAGCUACAAUCACCUUUAAAACAGUUCCCUUCUGAGCUGACACAUGGCUGCAUGCGAUGCUGCCAACGUUCAAAGCAAUUCCACUGAGCAUCUUCUGAAAGGCUGUCAAGGAUCUCCAUCAUUACUGUCUUCACAUCUUAAACAGACUGAGUUCAUCUGAGUACUGACUGGAACCUGGGGAUGGGGAUCUCUUCACCAUACGCGUCAGUCAAAUGAUGGAAACGUUUGCAUUACAGAUUUCCUCAGUUUCACAAGAAACUCGAUGCUAAGUCGCUGUUCACUUGCACAUUUUCAGCUGAGGGUAGGAAAACGUCUCUGAACGUGAACUGAGCGAAGCGAUGGCACUGAGCCCCAUGUGACAGCUCCGAACGUGUUCGGUGAUCACCUCUCCGUGCCUCCCCUCGGUUUCUCGACCUCUGCCGUUAGUCUCCUCACGAGAGGAAGCGGCAAGGGGUCUUUCCCCACGAGACACAGGACCGGCCGCUCCUGGCCGCACGUGACGCCCGCUCCGCGACCAGCACCCCACGUACCGGGAAGCGCCGAGGCGCCGCUUGUCGGCAAAGCAGCGGGCAUGGAGCUGCCCAUGCGUACGGGGCGCUGCGCAUGCGCACUGUAAACAGCCACCUCUCCAGCGUGCCGUAACU